Messenger RNA from Parasteatoda tepidariorum (common house spider), 2227 nucleotides. It is a transcript of the gene Su(fu), whose product is annotated as suppressor of fused domain protein. Gene Ontology annotation, cellular component: nucleus; cytoplasm. The record is from RefSeq and is a predicted model, not a curated record. NCBI's taxonomy places the organism in Eukaryota, Metazoa, Arthropoda, Arachnida, Araneae, Theridiidae. Gene Ontology annotation, molecular function: transcription factor binding.
UCCUCUUGCAUUUUAAGAAGUCGAGCUUCAGAAAUAUUUAACUGUAACUGAAACUAUUGAUUUUUUAUUUAUUAUUUAUUGCAUUCUUCAAACAAAAAAAGGCUGAAAGUUUCGUCAAAUUUUUUAUGGAACUUCUUUUUAUGAAUUAACUACAUUGUGUCUCAUCAUAGCAUAUUUUAGACAUGCUUAAUAUUGAUAAUUUCAAUCGCCUCGGUUUGCAGUUUUAAAGGAUUUCUCACUAUAUGUUAUCAGUUAAUACAUUUUAUUUACAUUAGACAUGGAAGGUAGAAUCAUACCACAAACUCCGAUGUUCAGAGGAUAUCCACCUAUUAUUCAAAGACCAUUAAUUCCACUUGGGUUAGAUGCUUUGUAUACAGCAUGUCGACAAAUCUAUCCUGAUCAACCCAACCCUCUACAAGUUACUGCUCUUGUAAAAUUUUGGCUCGGUGGACCUGAUCCUUUAGACUAUAUCAGUAUGUAUUCUAAUCCUGGAAACCCUGCAGCCGAUAUCGAGCCACACUGGCAUUACGUGAGUUUUGGUUUGUCUGACCUACAUGGUGAUGGACGAGUUCAUGAAAUUUCUACAGAGGAAACUCCUAGUGGCUUUGGUUUUGAGUUAACUUUCCGUUUAAAACGUGAACCAAACGAGCGGGUACCGCCGACUUGGCCAGCUGCCAUAAUGCAAGCUCUUGCGAAAUAUGUAUUUCAAUCUGAAAACACACUUUGUGCUGGUGAUCAUGUGUCUUGGCACUGUCCGUUAGAUAAUAGUGAUUCCCGUAUACAGCACAUGUUGAUGUGCGAAGAUCCUCAACUGGGCACUGUCCAGACGCCUUAUGGCCCUGUUAUCUUCGUACAGAUAGUUGGGGUUUGCAAUGAGGAACUUCAAGCUGCUCAACAUUGGAAUGGCCCUGGUGUUAUUGAUCUCAUGAAAUCGAUCAAAGGUGCUGGGGGACCCUGGUUAAUAACAGACAUGAAAAGAGAUACAAGUAUCUUUGAAAUGGAUCCUAGUGUCCAAGGAGCUGUUGAUCAAGGUGUGGCCACUGACGGAUCUAAUCUCACUGGUGUCAGUGCUCGUUGUUCUUGGACAGAGAGGAAAUUGAUUAAAGUUGAAGACGAUGAAGAGUCGGAAUUAGAGCGGGGUUUUUCUCAAAUCUCUGUUAGCGAAUCCGAACAGAUCAAAGCGACAUUGAAAAAAGGAUUAAUCAACACUAAGGCAGCCUUACCUCCGAUUCGUCAAAAUGAUGAUGGUUACUCUUUCCCUCCUGAUGACAAUCAACGGAAAGAUUUAUUUUCUAACUUUAAUGGUGACAUGCCAGUUUUAGGUCCUGCUGAGCUAAUGCAGAAAAGAUUUCUAGAGGGCAUACAUUUGCGAUUCAAUUUGGAAGCUGGUUCUUUAUUGUCCUUGGCUCUCCAAGGCAGAUUAAAACAUGGGCGACAUUUUACAUUUAAAAGUGUAGUUGGAGAUACUAUCAUUACAUUUGUUCCUGUGAAUGUUACUGGUGCCUUUGUAGAUGAAGAACAUCCUUAUGCAGCUCAUGGACCUUGGUUGCAAGUUCUUUUAAAAGAAGAAGACAUUGAGUGUAUGUUGGCAGAAUUGACAGAGCUUUCAGAAUUAGAUGCUUUUGCACUUCCUAAAACAUUUGAGUGGUGUGAUAGAAGACUAAUAGUCACUUUAAUGCAUGAAGACUUUUAGUACACAAUAUAUUUUGGUUAACAAACUAUUUUUAAUGAAUUCAUGCAUACCAUAAACCUUUUUUUCACGUUUUUUUUUUUUAUAGAAAAAUCCUACUUAAAAUUAUUUUGCUUACUUGUAAUCAUUUUUAUUGAAAUUAUAUACUAUAUAUUAAACUUAAAUAUUUUGGGGAUUUUAUGUGAUCAUGUAGCUUUUCUUAAGUUUGUUAUAUGAAUUAAAUUUAUUUUUUGCUUCUUUCGAUAGCAAUUGUGCUCAAUCAUUAUUUGUUGUGCAAUAAUUUUAUCCAUUUUAUGUUUCACCAGAUUUUCACAUGCAUAUUGUUAUGCGAACUAAUUUAGGUUGUAUUAUAGAUGUUAAAUGUGGCAUGAUCAUGUAAUUAAAAAAUUACAGAUUUUAUACUGUUUGUAUUGAUAAAUUGUAAAAACUGGGUUCAUUUUUGUGAUUGAUAAAUAAUAAGAAUGUAGCUCUCAUUAGCUAAAAGAAUUAGUCUCCAUUAAGACUGAAUCGUUUUAAUAAAGUUUUAUUUAUUGUUUA